Messenger RNA from Chelonus insularis, 1637 nucleotides. RefSeq names its product Ecdysone-inducible gene L2 (gene ImpL2). Lineage: Eukaryota; Metazoa; Arthropoda; Insecta; Hymenoptera; Braconidae. The record is from RefSeq and is a predicted model, not a curated record. Bases 165 to 1049 code for a protein of 294 amino acids. The transcript has 7 exons.
UUGCCCAGUUUACUUAGGAUCAUGCAACUAGUAGGAUCGUGUUGAAGAGCACGUCAAUCAGAAUUUAUUCAUUGACUCAUUUAUUUAUUACUUUUUAAUUUCUUGUGUUCACUUGAGUAUUAUUAUCGAUUUAGUUUAUUUUAUUCUUCAAUUUUUAGUACAAAAUGGAACCAAACAUUUCGAAGUCAUUAAUGAACUUCAUUGUUCUCUUAAUCACCAUACAAUUCUCGGUUGCGAAAUUUAUAAAUUUCGAUUCAAACCGCUUAAAUGUGAUAGCUAAACAGUUGGAUGAAAAAAGAAUAGAUUACUUGGGUGAAAUGGACACGAAUUACAUCACUGAUAAUGAUGAUUAUCUGGAAAAUUCAAUGAAAAUGAAUCGGCUGUCGAAAAGGACGAAUAUAAACAUAACUGGUGGACCUACGGUGCUUUCAGUUGGAGAUUCGACUAUAUUGAAAUGUAGUUCUUUGGGAUCGCCAUCUCCCCUCAUUUAUUGGGUUCGCCAAGAAGAAUUAAACCACUUUAAAGAAAUGAUGCAAAGACAUCCAAAAAUGAUGAACAGCAAAGUAUCCACAUCUGAUAAUAUUGGAUUAACUGAAUCUAAAUAUGUAAUAGAUUGUGCUACCAAAAAGGAUGAAGGAGAAAUUUUCUGCAUUUCGAUAAUUGAUGAUGAAAUACUUACAGCAUCUGUAAAUAUUACAGUUAAUUCAUCAGGAACUGGUGCUUACAAAAAGUAUUGUGAUGAAUUUCAACGUCCUGUGAUAGUAGAUAAUUUAAAAUUCUUGUUUGCUGAACAAGGAGGUACCGUCUCACUUCCAUGUGGUGUGAGAAAUGUCUUAAAAUCCAACAUCGACUGGCUGACACGUGAUGGUCAACGAGUAAUUGAUUUAUAUCCAAAUGCUCAUUCUCAGCCGUGGAAUGGUGAAUUAGUAAUAACAGAUAUUAGCUUUCGUAACAUGAAUGAAUAUUUUUGUGUAGCAGUCUCUGAAAAUGGAAGAGAUGAAGUGAAAACAUUUUUAUAUCCUCUAUUAGCGGAAAAACAUAAGGACUAAAGUACACAGAUUAUAGAACGAUAUGAAAAGAAAUCAAUAGCAACUAAAAGUACUUGAGAUGCACCUGUUUCUAUAUAGUUAAUAGGUAUUAUAUAGCUGACUAUUGUGGUAAACUUGACAACUGUACCAGUAACAGAUGUAUAACAUGCGUAAACAAUUUUAUGCAGUGUAAUUAUCUAGUCACUUCGUGUUAGGUGAAAAUGUAUUCAUUUAUCUGGCCGGCCCAUAGUCAGUAAUUAUUAUUAAAUUAUUAUUUUUCAUUUAACUUUAAUAUACAAAACAAAAAACAUUCCUGUAAAAAAGAUGAUGUUGAAUGCAUGUCAAAUUACUGAAUUUUUUUGCGAAUUAGUUAAUAAUGUUUAUCAAAUCUACACAAUUUAAUUCAUUUUUCAAUUAUUUAAUUUAUAAAAAUUAUUUAAAAUUGAGUUAUUGUUCAUCAAUGAAUAUUAUAAUAUUAGAUAAUUAACAAUUGAUAUUAACUGUGCAAAAAUACGAUCCAAAUGUAUGGGUUAAAAAUUACUGGUGAUCGUUGCAAUUAUGUACUUAUUACAAAAUAAAUGUAUUUUAUUAUACUGUAUAUUAUGCAAA